This is a messenger RNA of Triplophysa dalaica, 1370 nucleotides long. RefSeq names its product serine and arginine rich splicing factor 1a (gene srsf1a). The coding region runs from base 116 to 940 and encodes 274 amino acids. NCBI's taxonomy places the organism in Eukaryota, Metazoa, Chordata, Actinopteri, Cypriniformes, Nemacheilidae. Gene Ontology annotation, cellular component: cytoplasm; ribonucleoprotein complex; nucleus. The record is from RefSeq and is a predicted model, not a curated record. Gene Ontology annotation, molecular function: mRNA binding. The transcript has 5 exons.
GUAAAGCGCGCCCGCUGAAGAAGAGGAAGCGACUCGCGCGGCUUCAGAGGAACACGUUCUCCGUACGCUUGCAGCGCCGCGAACAAUAGAAGGUUAAAGCUGUAUUUCUACCGACAUGUCUGGUGGUGGUGUGAUCCGCGGCCCUGCUGGGAGCAAUGACUGCCGCAUUUAUGUGGGGAAUUUGCCUCCUGAUAUCCGCACUAAAGAUGUCGAAGACGUGUUUUACAAGUAUGGGGCUAUUCGCGAUAUCGAUCUAAAAAACAGACGAGGUGGACCUCCAUUUGCCUUUGUCGAGUUUGAAGACCCCAGGGAUGCAGAAGAUGCCGUUUAUGCUCGGGAUGGCUAUGACUAUGAUGGUUAUCGGCUUCGAGUGGAGUUCCCCAGGAGUGGACGGGGUAUGGGGAGAGGAGGUGGAGGUGGCGGCAGCGAAAGAGGAGGAGGUGGUGGCGGCGGAGGAGGAGGAGGAGGAGGAGGCGGCGGAGGAGGAGGUGGUGGUGGUUUUGGAGGUGGUGCUCCAAGGGGUAGAUACGGACCCCCAUCCAGACGUUCUGAGUACAGAGUAAUAGUUUCAGGUCUUCCACCAAGCGGUAGCUGGCAGGACUUGAAGGAUCACAUGCGUGAAGCAGGUGAUGUAUGUUAUGCUGACGUUUUCCGAGAUGGAACUGGCGUGGUGGAGUUUGUUCGUAAAGAAGACAUGACCUACGCUGUUCGAAAACUGGAUAACACAAAAUUCCGAUCGCAUGAGGGAGAAACUGCAUACAUUCGUGUGAAGGUGGAUGGUCCUCGCAGUCCAAGCUAUGGAAGAUCAAGGUCCAGAAGUCGCAGUCGCAGCAGGAGUCGCAGCCGCAGCAACAACCGUAGCCGUAGCUACUCCCCACGGCGCAGCCGAGGAUCCCCGCAGUACUCUCCUCGCCAUAGCCGUUCUCGGUCUCGAUCCUAAACCGCUCCAGUGUCACCUGUCUGGUCAACUUUUUGGUGGAGCUGUUGACCCAUUUGUUUUUACAGUCUUUACACAUCACAACAAAUGCUUUGUUUUCCCCCUUUAUUCAUGAGGCAUAUGUAUUGAAUGUUGUCUUCCCCCUCCUUUUCUGGUCAUCCCCUUUUCCCCCCACUCUUGUUCUUGUUUUUUUACUUUUUAAUCAUGCAUUUUUAACUGAGUUGUCCCAUCCAUCUUUUUUUCGUUUUUAAUAUGAAGUAGAAGUCUUUCAUAGACCAACCAAUGGGUUAUGUAAUGGCCCCCAAUAUUUUUGUAAACGUCAUGUAUGAAUUUUCAUGGGGUAGCGGGUUCCACAGUAAUUGUAUUUUAUGCUGUCUUCCUCUAGACAUGAUACCAAACUAAUGCUUUGUAAUAAAGGGUUAUUGAAUCCAUA